AGCAGGCUGCUGCUUUGGUAGCGCUGGUACAGAGAAGGACUGGAUCAGACACAAGAAUACCAGGGCAUGGACGCCAGGGAAUUGCCAGCCAUUUUAUAGUUUAUAGCAACCAGAUUAUUGGCUACAGUCACGUAAUUGUGUUCCAUAAUUUCAUAAUGGGUCAGUGCGGUAUUACUUCUUCAAAGACUGUGCUGGUCUUCCUCAACCUUAUUUUCUGGGCUGCUGCUGGGAUUCUGUGCUAUGUCGGUGCCUAUGUGUUCAUUACGUAUGAUGACUAUGAUCACUUCUUUGAGGAUGUGUACACCUUGGUCCCCGCUGUGAUCAUCAUCGCUGUCGGCGCUCUCCUUUUCAUCAUUGGCCUGAUUGGAUGUUGCGCCACAAUCCGGGAGAGUCACUGUGGGUUAGCCACGUUUGUCAUCAUCCUUAUGCUGGUGUUUGUGACUGAGGUGGUUGUGGUGGUUCUCGGAUAUAUUUACAGAGCAAAGGUGGAAGAAGAGGUCAAUCAUUCAAUCCAGAAGGUGUACAAUGAAUACAAUGGCACAAACAGUGAUGCCCCCAGCCGUGCUAUUGACUAUGUGCAGAGGCAGCUCCAUUGCUGUGGAAUCACAAACUACUCUGACUGGAGGAACACACGCUGGUUUAACGAGUCUCGGAACAACAGCGUCCCCCUGAGCUGCUGCAAACCCACUGCGAGCAACUGUACUGGUGCCCUCACCCACCCAGGAGACCUCUACCCUGAGGGUUGUGAAGCUCUGGUUGUGAAGAAACUGAAGGAGAUCAUGAUGUAUGUCAUUUGGGCUGCGCUGACAUUUGCUGCAAUUCAGAUGCUUGGGAUGCUGUGUGCAUGUGUUGUGUUAUGCCGUAGAGGCCGGGAUCCUGCAUAUGAGCUUCUGAUAAGUGGAGGGACAUAUGCAUGAAGAGGAAUUACUAAGGGAACACGAUCACACACACACACAUACAGGGCUCAGGGUUCUGUCAGUGUGUAAUGACACACUGAGCUUAUACUCUUUCAGCUGUACAACUUAUGCAGGGUUGCACACUCUGUGCCCUGGUGAUGGGUGAAGCAAAAUUAAUAGAUUUUUAUUUAUUUGUGUGUUUCUGUACAAAUUGUUACGUUUUAUUUUAAAUGUGUUCUCUCCAAAUAGAGAAAUUGUGAUCAAACAUUUUCUUUGUUUCUUAAUGCGAAUUUUCUUUCUUGCAUCGUGUGUGUAAGAUUGAGCAUUUUGGCUCACAUGAAACAUGGCAUUAUUGUAUGAACAAGAGAAUGUGGAAUUUAUUCUUUCCUCAUGUGUUUAUUUGCACUAUGUGUACGGCUAUGGAAUAUUUUAUUACCAAGUGUCAUUGAGUUCGUGCUUGUGAAUAAAUGGAAAGGGAUACUCUUAUGUAUAAGAGGUUUGUUCCCUUAUCACUGUCUCAGCUAUGAUGCCGCCCAUCAGCAGAAACCCUAACAGUGUAAGACAGGCCACUGGCCUUCCAGUGAACUAGUACAAUGGUCUCAAUCUCACCAGAGUAAACUAAUAGAAUCAGUAAAUUCAGUCUUCUUUUUACACAAAAACUAACGGUUUGUGCAAUUUAAUUCAUGCACUACCUAAUGUUCUAAAUGAUUUUAUCACAUUUACUUUUCUCUCCUGCCUUGCUUAUUGUGUGGAGUUUAGAAUUCUGGCAAGUUUGUAGAUCUUUAAGUUGGUUUGAAGAUCAUGUAGUGAUGUAGAACGAUAUUAGCGUGAAAGGAAUGUAAAUAGGUUAAGAGGAAGAAUUAAAAAAUUAAACGUAAUUUUGACAUCA
Messenger RNA from Electrophorus electricus (electric eel), 1785 nucleotides. RefSeq names its product tetraspanin 3a (gene tspan3a). Lineage: Eukaryota; Metazoa; Chordata; Actinopteri; Gymnotiformes; Gymnotidae. Gene Ontology annotation, cellular component: plasma membrane. The record is from RefSeq and is a predicted model, not a curated record.